This is a messenger RNA of Lytechinus pictus (painted urchin), 3247 nucleotides long. RefSeq names its product pseudouridine-5'-phosphatase-like. The transcript is spliced from 4 exons. The coding region runs from base 119 to 829 and encodes 236 amino acids. Lineage: Eukaryota; Metazoa; Echinodermata; Echinoidea; Temnopleuroida; Toxopneustidae. Gene Ontology annotation, molecular function: phosphatase activity. The record is from RefSeq and is a predicted model, not a curated record.
UUGUCAUUUUGUCUGCCGCCACGCGUGCAAGUCAGGAGACGGAGAUUUUGAUGCGCAGAUAAUCACUCGGCCUUUUCACAGAUUAAAUAUUUCUGCUACUAAGAACUUAGUCCCCAAGAUGUCUACACCAAAUCCUAAGGCACAAAUUACUCAUGUAAUUUUCGACAUGGAUGGAUUGUUAAUAGACACGGAACGCUUGUAUACUGUUGUCUACGAUAAAGUGUGUGGGAAGUAUGGCAAGACGUUUACAUGGGAGAUCAAGAAGAAACUGAUGGGUCGAAAGACGAUGGAGUCGGCUCAGAUGAUCAUUGAUAUUCUUGAAUUGCCUGUAGAUGCGGAGCAGUGGGUCAGACUGAUUAGUGAUGAAAUGACAACAAUCAUGCCAGAAACAAAAAUUCUACCUGGUGUUGAUAGAUUUGUUCGUCAUUUACACAAGCAUUCUAUCCCCAUCGCCGUUGCUUCCGGUUCAUCCACGCCCGCGUAUGACCUGAAAACAACCAAUCACAAGGAGUUUUUCAAUCUCUUCCAUCACGUUGUCUGCUCCGGGGAUGACCUUGCUGUACAGAAUGGGAAACCAGCUCCAGAUAUCUUCCAGGUUGCCUCCAAAAGAUUCAAGGAGAACCCACCUGCAUCACCCAAAAAUGUUCUUGUGUUUGAGGAUGCUCUGAAUGGUGUGCUUGCAGGUAAAGCAGCAGACAUGUGGGUCGUCAUGAUACCAGAUGAGAGAUUAAUAGGCACUGACGACACCAUCUCGGCUGAUCAGGUACUCAAAUCCAUGGAGGAUUUCAUACCAGAGGAGUGGGGGUUGCCCCCUUUUACUCAGAGUUGAUGAAGAGUGGGUUCCCCCGCCCCCUGUCCUUCAUCAUGCAUGUAUGGCUAUGUGAUGAAAGUAUCCCCCACCCACCAUCCUCUCUCUUAUGGCCUUGUACCUUGUGAUGAAAAUGAAUUGAAGAUUUCAUACCAGAGGAGUGGGAGUUGCCCCCUUUCAGUCAGAGUAAAUGUUCAGAUAAGUUGAUGACAGUGAAUGGAAGACUUCAUUCCAGCAGAGUAUCGCUUUCCUCCCUCAUCGAGAUGAAAUGGAGAGACAUCGCCCUAUCAUCCAGAGCUGUUGGUAUAAACCUUUCUAGUAAUGGUAGAUUUGCGUUUUCCUUAAUGUUAACUUCAUUUUGAUUGGCUAUUGUAGCUCAGUAACCACAGUAAUUACAAUUGAUAAAAUAUCAUUUUGACAUGUUGGAAAUUACCAUGGUAACAUGACUCAGAAUCUAAUCAAAAUCAAGGUUUCCAUGGGAGUUACUUUCCAAAGUUAACAUUAUUUAUUAAGUUUGUUUUUAUUUCAUAACAAGUCCCAGGUGAAAAUAUUACAUCAUUGUGUUAGGAGCUGACUUAUCUUUGUUUUGAGAUGUUUACAACUCUUUACGUCCCUUUUACAUUGUACCUAGGAGACAUGUACAGAUUGGGUGCAAUCUAAUGCAUUGUGGGUAACACCUUGGGUACAUUUCUCAGGUACAUGUAUAUUUUUCAUAGCAUACAUUUACGCACAUGCCAAAAAGUGAUGGCAAAAAACUUUUGAUACUUUUUAGAUAAUAUUACUGAAAAUCUGUUAUGGUGCAAACUUAAGCUUUUUAAAGAAAACUUGGUUAAUUCAACAAUCCCAUAAUUUGUUUUCAUUUCAAUUCUUAUGUAACUACUUGAUGAUGAAUUAAAGAAAAAUAUUUAUUUGAACUUACACCUAGGAUUGAAUGUUAACCCCUUUUCUCCAAUGUUACGUAAACAAAUUCCAUAUGAGAAACUUUCAUAAAUUGUAUUUUAAUGUUUUGAUAUUCAGAUGAUGGUAUUUCUGCUUGGUAAUGUACACUGUAUGAUAACCAAUGUCACAUAAGGAGAGUAUUCCAUAGACUGCUGGUGAAAUACACAUGACUAUACUGCCGUACUUUGGCAAAAGGAAGCAAGUUACAAAAAGUAUAAUUUCUUGUAAAUGAGCUAUGUGUGAUCGUCAUUUACAUAGGCGUCAAUGCAAAUUAACAGCAUAUUUUCUUCAAUAUCUUUCCAUAGAACAAUAAUUUCUUCCCCAAAUUUUGCCUGAAAGUGCAACAUACAGAGGGUGUUUCAGAAACAACAAUAACUCAAAUUUGUGAUGUGUCACUUGCUUCCUUUUGCCAAAGUUGGGCAGUAUAGAAGACUGAAAUAUUGGAAGCAAAGUAUGUUUUGUAACCAUGUAUCAUUUGAAGUUGAUAACUACCUGUACUUUUUGCAUACUGUUAGAUGCAGAUUAUUUGGUUACUUUACAGAGAACCAAAAUUAUCUUUGAGGGAAGAAAGUAUUCAUAUUUUGAACAGUUACUUCAGGAAAUUGAUUAUUGAGAUUACUGAGAGAGCUUUAUAGUUCAGAUUGGAUGUUUAUGUAUGGAAGCUCUCUUUUUUCCAAGCUAACAUAGAGACACUGGGCUAGAGAUUGGGAGUCAAGAGACCCUCUAUGUUAGCUUUGGGAAAAAAGAUCUUCCGUACAUCAUCGUAACAUCUGGGGCUCGUAGCAAAUUUUUUUCUCCAGAUGACUGCAUUGACUACAAUGUACAGUUAAUCGUGAAAACUAUGCAUACGAUUAAUUACUAACCUUUGUGUUAAAGGCCCCUGGGUCCCGUAACACAAAGGUUAGCGAUUGAUCGUACCCUUGAUUUUUACGAUUGAUUGUACAUUGUAGUCAAUGGAAUCAAUCGUAGAAAAAUGUUCUACGAUCUUUGCUAAGCUUUGUGUUACGGGCCCAGACUAGUUUCUUCAUUGCUGUAUAUCAAUAAUGUUAGUAAACUUAAGAUUAAAACCAAGUUUUGAUUCUUAUGUACCAGCUCUUAAACAUCUUGAGAAUUAGAACCUUGCUUCAAUUUCAACAAAAUUCAGCUUGGUAUUCACAAGAAGUGGCAGAUUGUCAAUUGAUUUUGCACCUUCAUUGUUUUAUUUAUAACAUGAUGUAUAUAUAUAUUUGAUUGAUAUGUUAUGAAUGUAUCACUGUUUUUAUAUUAGUGUUAUAAUGGAUAUUUCUGAGAACCAAUCAAAACCAUUUAAAAAUUGAUAUAAAGCAGAAAUGAAGGGAAAGUGAUAACUCUAUUUAGGUAUCGUUCAUGUGAGAGUAUUCAAAGUAUAUUACAGAUUAUAUUGCAAUAAUGUUUGUACCAUUUGAAUAUAAUUCAGUCUGUAAACGGUGUUCAAAAACUUGUUGAAACUUGAAGGAAGUUAAUAAAACAUGUAUUUUCUUA